Messenger RNA from Sesamum indicum (sesame), 1142 nucleotides. RefSeq names its product cell number regulator 6. NCBI's taxonomy places the organism in Eukaryota, Viridiplantae, Streptophyta, Magnoliopsida, Lamiales, Pedaliaceae. The record is from RefSeq and is a predicted model, not a curated record.
GUAGAGUGGACUGCUUUGGGACCAGGAAAAUGAAUUCCAAUUUCUUACCCCCCUACACUGUAGGAUUUUGAUUUUCACACCAGAAUCACCCCACCAACAAUUCCAAUCUUCCCUUCAAUUCCAUUGCAUUGCUCAGCAGCUGAUCCGCAUCAGUUGACUCAGCGACACAACUGUAUAUUGUGAGUAUAGCAUAAUGUGUGUGUUUGUGCAACGAAGAUCUUUUGAAGAAUGGCGGAGGAAAUGAAUCACCCGUCGAGUUAUGUUAAAUUGACGAAAGAACAAGCGCCGGUGGAGGAAAUUAGUCCCGGAGAGCUUAAUCAGCCCAUUGAUGUUCCUCAGUUACACGUUCACAAGUGCAAUGAGUGUGGACAGCCUUUACCAGAAAGUUACCAAGCCCCUGCAGAUGAACCUUGGACUACUGGGAUCUGUGAAUGUGCUCAAGACACAGAAAGUUGCUGGACAGGAUUAUUUUGCCCCUGUGUCUUGUUUGGCCGCAAUGUUGAACAAAUAAGAGAAGAUACUCCAUGGACCUGGCCGUGCAUCUGUCAUGCCGUUUUCAUAGAGGGCGGUCUUGCAUUUGCUGCCGUAACUGCAGGCCUACAUGGUAUGAUCGACCCAAGGACUACAUUUCUCAUUUGCGAGGGUUUGCUUUUCAGUUGGUGGAUGUGCGGAAUAUACACUGGUCUUGUGAGGCAAUCGUUGCAGAAGAAGUAUCAUCUCGAGAAUUCACCAUGUGAUCCUUGCAUGGUGCACUGCUGCAUGCAUUGGUGUGCCCUAUGCCAAGAACACAGGGAGUUGAAAGGACGCUUAUUAGAUGAAACCUUCGUCCCAAUUACUGUAGUUAAUCCACCUCCAAUCCAAGAAAUGAGCGCUGCAAGUGACAGCCAUAACUCAGCACCACUCUCUACUAAUGGGGCUGACCGAGCUAACGUAGAAAUGCAACCUUUAUAGAAACUCAAAACAAGGUACUAUUUUUAUACACUACAGAAUGGCCUUCAAAAGUUGAAUUUUUAGUUUAUUUCUCCUCGCAACUAUACGAGACUAAAGUGGUACGAAUUUUUAAGCCCUUUUGCUAGAAUAUUGUACAAUUUCUCAGGGGCAAUUAUGUUUGAUGAAAUUGCAAAUCAGUGCAUUUCUCGGUC